Messenger RNA from Vitrella brassicaformis, 513 nucleotides. Lineage: Eukaryota; Vitrellaceae. The record is from the annotation of a GenBank genome assembly.
UCAUCGCAGCACCCAUCGCAACGGAUGUGUGUUAGGGCACUGAAGGCUCCCUGAAACCGCUGCUGAAGAAACCACCCACUGGAGCACAGUCCUGAAGCCAGGCGACAUUCGGUGCAGACAGAAUCAAACAUGCGACCAUCCGUCUCCGCCAUUCCACCAUCUACCUGAUGCCGGGCGAGAGUUUGGCUCUCUUGAGGCCUUCAUUCAGGCCCACGGCCAAGCCGACGGACACCGCGGUGGCUAAUCUGACAGACGCACACGGGAGAGGCGAACUCAUAGCUUCUGGUCGGUGUUCCCUCCCUCUGCUGUGUGAGUGCCUGCCUACCCGUAAGCUAUAAGAUUGUUUGCAGUCCCCUCGUCGCUUUCCUCAUCGGAUGGAUCCUUGGACUUGUUCGAGUUGGCCCAGUUGAACAGAGCAUUGUAUGUUUGGUUGACCUACAGUGUGGGGACAGGACAGCCACCGACUGACUGGCUGUCCACCCGCCGUACGUACCUAUUGCCAGAGAGCAGCAU